Messenger RNA from Penicillium riverlandense, 975 nucleotides. RefSeq lists its product as uncharacterized. Gene Ontology annotation, molecular function: FAD binding. The transcript has 2 exons. Bases 1 to 975 code for a protein of 324 amino acids. Lineage: Eukaryota; Fungi; Ascomycota; Eurotiomycetes; Eurotiales; Aspergillaceae. The record is from RefSeq and is a predicted model, not a curated record.
AUGGCCCGUGAGAAGUUCCGAAAACUUUUGAUGGACGGCAUUGAAAUCCAGUGGGAACACACUUUCGAAUCUUUUGAGACUGCAGAUGGUGGCGCAGUGAGAGCGAAAUUCUCCGUUCCCAAUGGAACGCACACGGCUGAGGGCUCGAUAAUUGUCGGAUGCGACGGCUCCCAUUCUCGCGUUCGCGCUUCUCUCUUUCCUAACCCAUCAAUGCACGAAAAUUAUCAUCUGCCGGUCCGACUCCUCGGCGUGAGUACAAUAUAUCCCGGCAAGCUUGCCGCCAAAAUGCGCGCGUUGGAUCCCUUUUUCUUUCAAGGUGGUGAUCCACUUACGAGUGCGUCCCACUGGUUUUCAUUUCUGGACAGCGCAGAGACAAGCGGCCGCGGCGAUGAUACACGAGACUGCCAGAUCCUCGUCUCCUGGCCGCACCGCCGGGGCUUUUUAGGCGAGGAUACACCGUUGGACGUUCCCGCGAAGAGCCGUGACCGUGUGGCGUUCAUGAAGAGGGUGGCCAGCGACUGGGCGGACCCGUUUCAUGAGAUUGUCCAGUCCAUCCCGGAAGAGGCGGAGCCGAAAACAAUAUCACUGGAGGACUGGGUGCCGCCACGCGACCAAUGGACGACUAUUCCUGGAUCCGACCAUGUUGUACUGGUUGGAGAUUCUGCGCAUACCAUGACAAUGUACAGAGGCGAGGCGGCAAACCACGGUAUUUUGGACGUGGAAUCGCUCUUGUCGGCGAUCUUGCCAGCGCUGAGGGCAAGCGAUGAUCGACUUGGGGAUAGCCUGAGGGAGGCGUGUAAGAUCUAUACGCAGGGAAUGGUUGAUAGAACAGCGCCAGCAGUCCUGAAGAGUCGCCAGGCGUGCUUAGACGCCCACGACUAUGAAAGGAUAAAUGACAACAGUCCUUUGAUACAGAUGAGGGCUGCUGUACUACAGGAGCCGAAGCUUAACAGUGAACCUGUUUUGGUUGUUUGA